AUGCCACGCCUGCGAGGGACUAAAUAUUUGACCUGCUUUUAUUGCGGCAAGCGAUCAAAUACUAAAUAUGACGGCAUCACACGCCAGUUUCUAUGCCUGUCAUGCGAUGCGACAAACUACCUCGACCAUAAUGGAGAGAUUACGGACCCUCCAGUAGCUACCGACCGUGAAGCUCCCGCGACACUAUACGCCAAUCCCCGACCAUCCUCUCCCUCGCUCCCUCAAGACAGCAUCUUUUGCAAAACAUGCCUUAAGAAUCAGCGACUCUUUACCUCAUCCCUGGCACAAUACUUGCCCGACGAUCCAAACCAUCCGGAAUAUGCCGAACUCGAGCGCAAUUACUACCGAUAUCGAAAGGGGUUGGAGGAGCGAUACCCCCAAGUCUGUGACGAAUGCGCCGUUAGAGUGGAUGGGCAGAUUAAAAGAGCGGGAUACACAGCCAAGACAGACCAUCUCCGGCGGAUGAUGGAGAAGAGCAGGGGACGAAAGAGCACUUCUGACAGGAGUAGUGCCCUGAAUUGGCUCGACAGUCUGGGCAGGGCAUUGUGGUGGGGAGGAUUGACUAUGCAAAUGUUUUGGCAUCUUCGAGCUGUCACGUUCGCGCUGCAGCACCAAGACGUUGGAAUGUAUGAUCCUGAUGAUCAAAGUUGGUCAGUGAUGGCUGUAACUGGGUUGUCUCGGGCUGUCGAUUUCCUCCCCCCAGCAGACCUCUUGAUCAACACUGCUGUUCUCGCAAGCAUACUAUCGGCAUGGUGGAAUCCUCAGUUUGUACAGGUCGUCCGUGGAUUCUCUAGACAUCUACUAGGCUUUACACAGUGGUACUCUUUCCAGGGGCUGAUCGUCUUCUUCCGGUUCCUAUUUCGUCGGGUUCUUGAAAUGGAUGGAGGCCACGCGCAGUCACGUAACGCCCAACUUAGUGCGCACCUGGUCAUGUCGGCCGUGAUGGUCAUGAUAUACUCCUCUGCGAAAAGAUCUAUCAAAGUCGAUACAACACCCCUUUUUGGGAGCAGUGCCGACACUGCAUUUUCGCCAAAACAGCCUAAACUCACCCGAGUGAAGAGGGAAGAGCCAAAGACGUUUUCCGAUCUCUUGAACGAAGCGCUGGAUUCACCCACACAGGCUCCUCAGACUGACCGGUCACAACGAUCCUAUGCCAGCUCGUUUUCGCCGCAACGAUAUGUACCCAGCAGUCCACUACGCCCCGCGGAAAGUCCCUUCAAUCGAUUCAACAGUCUCAAUGUCACGCCGCAAAGGACACAGGAAGUUGGAGCCUCGGACGAGAUGGAUUGGACACCCACCGAGUCCCAGAUCAAGCCACAGUCGCAAUUCCGAGCCUUUCAAGAUUCGCCAAUCACAAAUGGACCGAGAAGACCCUUUGGCGAGUCGCCGGUGAACAACAACCCAAGUCCAUUCUGGUACAAAGUUCCUGUUGCUCCAACGACCCCAGCUCAACGUUUGCGAAAUCCACCUAAUGCGCCUAUCAUAAGGAGUAAGCCAGUAGAGCAAGAAAGCAUCUUCUUCCGCGGUGCUGCUAGGAAGAAGGACGAAAAUGAGGAAGAUGAGCGCGAAGUUGCUUUCAAACCACCUAGCUUCUUCGCGCCUCAGGAAAGUCACGAUGAGGCAAACGGGUUGGCGGAUCUUUUAAGCCAGAGCUUCAGUCUAGGCCAAGAGUAUAGUGAGUCUGACCAAGGAUCAGCAACACGCCCGUCUAGUUCUCACGCCCCCGGGACUCCCCAAUUUGAAAGGCUUGGUGUCGAGUUUAUUACUAUCGUCGUUUUGCUCGUUCUUUGGGGUCUGACAGCCGCAUUCCCACUGCCUUUUGGUCGGGAGGUGCAACUUGCACUGUUGUCUGCAGCGGGAAUCAUCGCUCUACGAGUAACAGGCGAAGCGGGUCAAGAAGCAGGAGAUCGAAGAGCCCCGAGUGCGGCGACAUACGUGAGCUCCGCAUUGAGUGUGUUUGAGCUGACAGCAGUAUGCUGGCUUGGCUGGGAGACAUGGCAGGGAAACACAGAAGGUGGGAAAUAUGGUGUGGGAGUUUUGACGGCCAUGCUGGGCCAUCAGGUAUGGAGUAGUUCGAUCUGA
This is a messenger RNA of Fusarium pseudograminearum CS3096, 2082 nucleotides long. RefSeq lists its product as uncharacterized. The record is from RefSeq and is a predicted model, not a curated record. NCBI's taxonomy places the organism in Eukaryota, Fungi, Ascomycota, Sordariomycetes, Hypocreales, Nectriaceae. The transcript has 3 exons. Gene Ontology annotation, cellular component: mitotic spindle pole body; nuclear inner membrane; chromosome, centromeric core domain. The coding region runs from base 1 to 2082 and encodes 693 amino acids. Gene Ontology annotation, biological process: nuclear inner membrane organization.